AUGGCGAAGCCUACUUCUCUUCAUUCUUUUUUUAAUUCCUUUUUUAGUCCCACUUUAAAAAAUAUAUUUAAAAAAUUUCGUUAUGAAAAUAUAUCUAAAAAUGUAAUUGAAAAUAUUACAAGGACAGGAACAUUUUGUAGGACACUACUCCCGUUAUUCAUACCACUAUCAAUUUAUCAAUAUAUAAGACAAACCGAUAAAGAUCGAUAUUCAGAAGAAUUAUUUUUGCAAUAUGUUAAGGGAGAAGAAAUGAAAAAAAAGGACUCUUCUUUUUUAAUAGAAAAUGAUGAUACAAAUUGGAGAAUCAAAUAUGACUUAUAUUUAAUAGACAAAGCUGUAAAUUCAUAA
Molecule: messenger RNA, 348 nt
Organism: Plasmodium gaboni
Lineage: Eukaryota; Apicomplexa; Aconoidasida; Haemosporida; Plasmodiidae
Exons: 2
Coding region: 1-348 (115 amino acids)
Source: RefSeq, a predicted model, not a curated record